This is a messenger RNA of Ochotona princeps (American pika), 3177 nucleotides long. RefSeq names its product SLIT and NTRK like family member 6 (gene SLITRK6). The transcript is spliced from 2 exons. NCBI's taxonomy places the organism in Eukaryota, Metazoa, Chordata, Mammalia, Lagomorpha, Ochotonidae. The record is from RefSeq and is a predicted model, not a curated record. Gene Ontology annotation, molecular function: protein binding. Bases 530 to 3055 code for a protein of 841 amino acids. Gene Ontology annotation, cellular component: membrane. Gene Ontology annotation, biological process: regulation of presynapse assembly; axonogenesis; positive regulation of synapse assembly.
UAUUUACGCCUACCUCCCAGCCCUUGGCAAUCUGACUAAUAACAAACUGAGCUAACAAGAAAGACUAGAAAGGGAGAAAGGAGCAUCGCUGCAGCUUGGACCCACAAACUAAGAAGGCAAGACGGACCCAUAUCUGCUCUGUGAAACAUCUUGUUUAUUUACUGCAUCCGGCAUCUUACAAAUGGUUAACUAUAUGCAAAAAAAGUCAGCAUAGCCUGGAAGUAUGCUGUGAAUUUUAAUUGGGGGAAAAAAAAAAGACAACUGCUUCAGGAUGCCUUAGUAACACUCUGUUUGAAAUAUUUUCAAUGACAUUCUCAGCAUUUUCUCUUGGGCUAGAAGUUUUAACUUUCUGAAGCAAUGAGACUUGCCUCCAAGUGAUAUUUGAGAAGAAAGUACCAGUGGUCCGGUGUUGGCUUUUUUUUUUCCAACACAGAAACAGAAUUACUUUGAACACCUCUUCCAGCUGUGUGUACAGAGAGCGUCGGGGAGCGUCUCUGCUUUAAAGAAUCUGCUUCCAGCCAAUGCCAAGAUGCAGCUGUUGAUCCAUCUCCUGCACGCCGCUCUCUUUGCUUGUGUAUCUUUGCAGUCCCAAUCUCCAGGUCCCUCAGUCAGGGGUUCUUGUGAUUCUCUUUGCAAUUGUGAAGAGAAAGAUGGCACAAUGCUAAUAAACUGUGAAGACAAAGGAAUCAAGAAGUUAUCCCAAAUAAAUGUGCCACCAUCAAGACCUUUCCACCUAAGCUUGCUAAAUAAUGGCUUAACAGUGCUCCACACAAAUGACUUUUCUGGGCUUUCUCAUGCCAUCUCAAUACACCUUGGAUUUAACAAUAUAGCAGACAUUGAGCCUGGUGCAUUUAAUGGCCUUGGCCUGCUUAAGCAACUUCAUAUCAAUCACAAUUCUUUAGAAAUUCUUAAAGAGGAUACCUUCCAUGGAUUGGAAAACUUGGAAUUUCUACAAGCAGACAAUAAUUUUAUUACAGUGAUUGAACCAAGUGCCUUUAGCAAACUCAAUCGACUUAAAGUGUUAAUCUUAAAUGACAACGCUAUUGAGAGUCUUCCUCAAAACAUAUUUCGAUUUGUUCCUUUAACCCAUCUAGACCUUCGUGGAAAUCAGUUGCAAACUUUGCCUUAUGUUGGUUUUUUAGAACACAUUGGCCGAAUAUUGGAUCUCCAAUUGGAGGAUAAUAAAUGGGCCUGCAAUUGUGACUUACUACAUCUAAAAAUCUGGCUGGAGAACAUGCCUCCUCAGUCUGUAAUUGGAGAUAUUGUAUGCAACAGCCCUCCGUUACUAAAAGGGAGCAUAUUAAGUCGACUGAAGAAGGAAUCUAUUUGCCCUACUCCACCGGUGUAUGAAGAACAUGAAGAUCCUUCUGGAUCGUUACAUGUGGCAGCAACAUCUUCAAUAAGUGCUAGUCGCAUAUCAAGCAAGACCAUGUUGAUUUUAAAACCACCCACAAAGGCACCGGUUUUGAUACCUUAUAUUACAAAGCCAUCCACUCAACUGCCAGAACCCUACUGUCCUAUUCCUUGUAAUUGUAAAGUCCUAUCCCCAUCGGGACUUCUCAUACACUGUCAGGAACGUAAUAUUGAAAGUAUCUCAGACCUAAAACCCCCUCCUCAAAAUCCUAGAAAGCUUAUUCUCGCAGGGAACAUUAUUCACACAGUGAUGAAGUUUGAGCUUGUGGAAUAUUUCACUUUGGAAAUGCUUCACUUGGGAAACAAUCGUAUUGAUGUUCUUGAAGAAGGAUCAUUCAUGAAUCUAACAAGAUUACAGAAACUUUAUCUAAAUGGAAACCACCUGACCAAAUUAAAUAGAGGUAUGUUUCUGGGACUCCAGAAUCUUGAGUACUUGUAUCUUGAGUACAAUGCAGUUAAGGAAAUCUUACCCGGCACCUUUAGCCCAAUGCCUAAACUUAAAGUCCUCUACUUAAAUAACAACCUGCUACAAGUUUUACCACCACAUGUGUUUUCAGGCGUUCCCCUAACUAGAGUGAAUCUUAAGACAAACCAGUUUUCCCAUCUACCUGUCAGUAACAUCUUGGAUGAUCUUGACUUCCUGACCCAGAUUGACCUUGAAGAUAACCCCUGGGACUGUUCCUGUGACUUGGUUGGACUUCAACAGUGGAUACAAAAGUUAAACAAGGACACAGUGACUGACAACAUUCUCUGUUCUUCUCCAGAGUAUCUCAACCACAAGGAAUUAAAAGCUCUCAACACUGAACUUCUUUGCCCAGGUUUAGUAAAUAAUCCAUCCCUUCCAACCCAGGCUGGUUACAUUAUUGUCACUACUCCUGCAACGGCCACAAACACAGCUGGUACUAUUUUAAGAUCCCUUACCGAUGCAGUCCCGCUAUCUGUCCUCAUACUAGGGCUUCUGAUUGUGUUCCUAACGAUUGUGUUCUGUGCUGCAGGGAUAGUGGUUCUUGUUCUCCAUCGCAGGAGAAGAUAUAAAAAGAAACAAGUUGAUGAGCAAAUGAGGGACAACAGUCCUUUGCAUCUUCAGUACAGCAUGUAUGGUCAUAAAACGACUCACCAUACAACGGAGAGACCUUCAGCCUCACUCUAUGAGCAACACAUGGUAAGCCCCAUGGUUCAUGUCUACAGAAGUCCAUCUUUUGGGCCAAAGCAUUUGGAAGAGGAAGAAGAAAGGAAUGAGAAGGAGGGGAGUGAUGCCAAACAUCUCCAGAGAAGUCUUUUAGAACGAGAAAAUCACUCACCACUCACAGGGUCAAAUUUGAAAUAUAAAACAACAGACCAAUCAACAGAAUUUUUACCUUUCCAGGAUGCCAGCUCAUUAUACAGGAAUAUUUUAGAGAAAGAAAGAGAACUUCAGCAACUGGGAAUCACAGAAUACCUGAGGAAAAACAUUGCCCAACUCCAGCCUGAUAUGGAGGUACAUUAUCCUGGGGCUCAUGAAGAAUUGAAGUUAAUGGAAACUUUAAUGUAUUCACGUCCAAGGAAGGUAUUAGUGGAGCAGACUAAAAAUGAAUAUUUUGAGCUCAAAGCUAAUUUACAUGCGGAACCUGACUACUUGGAAGUCCUGGAACAGCAAACAUAGACGGAAGUUGGGACGCUUUUACAGAAAUACUGUGAUUCUGUCUUAAGCCCAAACCUUGUAUGUAAGUGCCUUAUGUGACUGUGUCAUCAAUCAGAACUAAGCACAGCAGUAAUCCUUUUGGG